Molecule: messenger RNA, 3102 nt
Organism: Tachysurus vachellii
Lineage: Eukaryota; Metazoa; Chordata; Actinopteri; Siluriformes; Bagridae
Gene: rph3aa
Product: rabphilin 3A homolog (mouse), a
Exons: 16
Coding region: 150-1838 (562 amino acids)
Biological process (GO): intracellular protein transport
Cellular component (GO): membrane
Molecular function (GO): small GTPase binding
Source: RefSeq, a predicted model, not a curated record
CAGUGUGUGCAGGAGACACAUACAGGCAUUUAGCUCCUCUCCUCUUCUCUCCUCCUUCUCUUCUCUCCUCCUUCUCUUCUCUCCUGCAUCGGAACGCAGCGCCGAUCAUCAGUCGUGAGGACAGGCUGACAGCUUUAUACACCGAGCAGAUGGAGUUCACUGGUGCCGAGGAGCUGACAGAUGAGGAGAAGGAAAUCAUCAACAGCGUGCUGGCCCGAGCCGAGCUAAUCGAGACCAUGGAGCAGGAGCGGAUUGGGCGCUUGGUCAAUCGGCUGGACACUAUAAAGAGGACGGCGUGCGGCGACGGACACUCGCAGUGCCUGCUCUGUGGCCAGCAAUUCGGUGUGAUGGGCGUCAGCAUGGUCAUGUGUGAUGAGUGUAAGAAGCACAUAUGUACCAAGUGUGGCAUACGCAGUAACAGUCGCUCCUGCCCUGUAUGGCUGUGCAAGAUAUGCAGUGAACACAAAGAGAUGUUGAAGCAGUCUGGUGCCUGGUUCUUUAAGGGGUUGCCACAACAGGUCUUGCCUGCACCAUUACCCGUUUCGAAGCCGAGACAGUUCAGCACUGAUGAUACACCUGCACCAUCUGUGCCACUAUCCCAAAUGAGCACAACUGCUCAUUCACAUGUCAACAUACAGAAUGGAGAAAUGAAGCUCCCUGAGCAGGAAGCACUGCCUGUCAGCGCUCAGAUCAGUCAAACUCAAUCGGGCACAGAGAGACAGCCUAAUCUGACAACAUGGAAAAAAGAAGAAUCUGUCAAGAGUGCCAGUCCUUUGCAGCCAUCUUGUAUGAGCUCCGUAAUGCAGAAAGGAGUCCAUCAGAUGGAGCGUAGGACAGCACCUACUAUGCAGCCUCCAGUUGCAAACAGCACCCACACUCCUGCCACUACCGAGGACUUGGAGGACUACGACUCUGACGAUGCCACCACACUGGGGAUGUUGGAGUUCAGUCUGCUCUAUGAGGAGGAAAACAACACUCUGCACUGCAAUAUCAUCAGAGGCAAGGGCCUCAAGUCAAUGGACUCCAAUGGCCUCGCUGAUCCAUAUGUCAAACUGCAUUUGCUUCCUGGUGCUAGCAAGUCUAACAAACUACGCACAAAGACUCUGCGCAACACCUUAAAUCCAUCUUGGAACGAGACGCUGGUCUAUCACGGCAUCACCAAUGAGGACAUGCAGAAAAAAACCCUCAGACUCUCUGUGAGCGAUGAAGACAAAUUUGGACAUAACGAGUUCAUCGGAGAAACCCGCGUGGUGCUGAAGAAGCUCAAGCCGAACCAGAAGAAGAACUUCAGUGUGUGUUUGGAGAGAGUUAUUCCGGUGAAGCGAACAGCUGCUGGAGGUGCAGUACGUGGUAUGGCAUUGUAUGAGGAAGAGGUAAACGAAGGUGACGAUGCAGAGGAGAGAGGACGCAUUCUGGUGUCUCUCUCCUACAACAGCCAGCGGAGUCAACUCAUUGUGGGUAUCAACCGCUGUGCUCAUCUGGCUCCCAUGGACGCCAACGGGUACUCUGACCCUUAUGUCAAGAUCUGCCUGAAACCUGACAUGGGGAAGAAAGCAAAGAAUAAAACGCAGAUCAAGAAGAAGACCCUCAACCCUGAAUUUAAUGAGGAAUUCAGCUAUGAGAUCAAACACAGUGAACUAGCAAAGAAGACUUUGGACAUCUCUGUCUGGGAUUAUGACAUUGGAAAGGCCAAUGAUUUCAUAGGAGGCUGCCAGCUUGGUAUCACAGCCAAAGGAGAAUGCUUGAAGCAUUGGUACGAGUGCCUGAAGAACAAAGACAAGAAGAUCGAACGCUGGCAUGUGCUGUACAAUCAAAACAACAUCGAGGCUGAUGACUAAAAUGCGCUGUUCUUCAUAUCCUAAUAGCUCUUACUUUGUGACUCUGUACGAUCCUGUCUUCCACUAUUCAUUUUCAUCCCUCUCUUAAAACUGCUCCUACUGUGCUAAUUAGCCUGACUUCAUGUACGAUAGUGCACGUCGUGCUUCGUGCUCUUACAAUGAGCUAUUAUGUAAUUAGUGGUUUAGAUCAUCUUUAACCGUCUAACCGUAUUGAAUCGAAUCCACUAUUGCACAGUAUGAUGAGAAAAAAACGUGUUACAUUAGGUACCGAGAACGUAAACGUGACUUUAAAUGUGAUGUAAUUGCGGUAUUUUCCAGUAUGAGCAUCUUCCCCUAAAUCAUUUUGACAUUAAUUGUGACAAAAUGACCGCUCUAAUAAGAUUGAUUAUAAAAUUCUCCACACAGGAAGUGGUAUAACACAUCAAGCUGCAUCUUGUAUACAGGUGGUUGUAUAUUGAUAUUUCCAUCUAUUUUUCAGAUCCAAAGUUGUAUUUUACACCGUAGAAAAACGACAAAGAAACUGUGUAAUAACUGUUGACACUCACUGUCCACUUUAUUAGGUACACCUCUGUAAUAAUCAGCCAAUCAUUUAGCAACUGCAAAAUACAUUCAAUAAUGCAGACAGAGACCAAGAGCUUCAGUUAGAGUUUACAACAAACAUCAGAAUGGGGAAAAAUGUGUUCUUUGUGAUGUUAACUGUAAUAUGGUUGUUGGUACCAGAUGACUGGUUUAAGUAUUUCACUGCUGAGCUCCUGGGAUUUUCACACACAACAGUCUCUAGAAUUGGCAUAAGAAACAAAACAAAAAUCAUUCAACUGAUUACUGUGAGAGGAACUGAGUAGAGAAUGACAGGAAAACUUUAGUAACUCCAAUAAGCACUCUAUCCAACCGUGGUAAGCAGAAAAGCAUCUCAAAAUGCAACCUUGAUCUGGAUGAGCCACAUCAGGUUCCGCUGUUGUCAGGCAAGAACAAGAAUCAGGCAAGAACAUAAGGGUAAUAUGGGCACAGGAUCACCCAAACUAACUCAAAGGUUCAAUGUUGACAGUGAUUAUUUGAGUUACUGAAUCUGACAAGGUGUUCUGAACUCUGAACUCCCAGAGAUCCCAAUUUUCCCCAUUCUGAUCUUUGAUGUGAACAUUAACUGAAGCUCUUGAUCUGUAUCUGCAUGAGUUUAUGCAUCGUGCUGCUGCCCCAUGAUUGACUGAUCAGCUUACUGCAUGAAUGUACAGGUGUUCCUAAUAAAGUGGGCAGUAUAUAUAUAUAU